Messenger RNA from Chara braunii, 2836 nucleotides. The record is from the annotation of a GenBank genome assembly. Lineage: Eukaryota; Viridiplantae; Streptophyta; Charophyceae; Charales; Characeae.
CGCAGUAGUAAACACCUCUCUCUCUCUCUCUCUCUCUCUCUCUCUCUCUCUCUCUCUCUCUCUCUUUGGUGAGGGGGUCACGUCGCUGCCAAGGCAUUUCAUAAAUGUUUGUGAUGUGUCACGCAAUAGAUGGAGCCUGCCAUUCAAUCGAAUGUCAACGGCGUGGAGACAUGCGCGAUGGAGACUCAGGACAUGGUGAAGGGUAUUGCAGGUGUCAGCAACGAAGGGAUAUCGGUCGGAGCAAACACCACGGACUKUGCAGUGGCCCUUGCGGGAAUYUGUGYGCAGGCUGCAGACUUGAGCACGGAKGRMGRCACGAGCGAUGAUGGUGCAGAGUGUCUUGUUCCAUAYGAGAAUGUUGAGAGGACGAGAGCAGGAGGACACUUCCCGUAUGACGUCAAUUGGGUGYCURGUYGUCUUCAACMGGGUACCGUUGGAGGAACGUCGUGCUUUGCGUUCAAAGUSAAUGGGGAAUGGGUUCCAUAUCCCGCCCCCACAGAGGCGUCGUGGAGGUGCGUGACUCUGUCAAUCAUCUUCGACAGAGUGCUGAGGUUGAACGAUGCGGCGACCCCUGAUGAGAAAUCACGGCAUGUGUUGAAACUAUGGCGUGUUCUGGACGCGAAGGGCGAUUUAAGGCUGAAUGAUUUUGAGUACGACAGUGUCGAGUGCGGAGAGUCAUGGGUGAUUGGCGGGUUGGACACUGCAGCGGGCUCGGUUUGUGCAGAGACUGAUGCCAGGAGGGAUCCACGGUUGGGUUGGGUGCCACAUGACGCCCCCCUUCUUUGUGGCCGUGUGAGGAUGCCCAUGCGUGAUGCCAUGGGCAAUGUAUGGACCGUGUGUUACAUAAACGACAGCUUCGUGUCCAGGCACCUGAACAGGGAGGUGACUGAAGAGGAGAAGAUGACGAUGGUUUGUCCCACCGCUGCUGCUCGUUGUUUUUCGCCGCCUCUUCGGAACCCUGUGGAGCUCGAGGUGGCAGAGGGGAAAGUGUUCGCGGGUGAGCAGGGGUACACAUACACGCAUGCCAGAGGGGAGGAAGCUACUGCUGAUGGAUUGUCCCCGCUAGUAUGGAACCCGCCCAACCUGAAGCCUGACGUUCUGGCUGCCAUGGACAUUACGGCCCAUGUCAUCCCUAAGGGGCAGUUGCAGCACCAUGGAUAUCGUGUGAAUUGGCUGCCAGGAUGUCUGGAUCCUGCAACAGUUGAUGGCAAGGUGACCAUGGUGGCCGAACUGCAGACAGGCCAUUGGCUGCCCUUGGGGUGGAUGCAUGCAGGCAUGGUGGAGCAGUGGCAGUUCCUGGUGGUACUGGCACGUGUGUCCAUUUUCAAUGUAGAUGUGAAGGAGCACGUUCUGGUUGUGGAGCAUACAAAGCGGUGCUGGGAGAAGAUAAGGGAGGAGGACCGUCAGAUGGUGUGCAUGGGUUACGACUCCAUGCCAGAGCAGGGGAUGUGGUCCAUGGUUGAUGGGAGUCCUGGUGGGCAAGGGCAGGGCGAUGGGGAGAACAUGUACAUGGCUCACAUCCGCCGCAGGCAUGGAUGCUCCGCCCAUGUUGGUUGGGUUCCGCCCGUAUGUCGCCUGACAUACGAGCAAGGUGGAGAGAUGACGAUUAGGUUCAAGGACCCGCUUGGUUUGCCGUUUCUGCUGACGUACUCGGAUGGCCUCCUGCGAGACAUUCGGUAUAUGGUGCACGAGGACACCCGAGGUGGACUUCAGAGGCCGGGACAGACGGAGGAGACGCGCCUGGGGCAUCAGGGUGGUUUGUCUGCUGAGGUGGAGGGCCCACGUGGCAGUGAGCGAGUUGCAGGGUGCUCUGCAGCGCAGGCUGACGUGGCCGGGCCCAGCAACACUGCGAUGUCCCACAGCCCGAGGAAGGUGAAAGGGGUUGUGCCGAGGCCACAGAGGGGGAAGCCGACUGGUGACAAGCGAAAGAAGAACCCCCAGCCUGAGCCACAGACUGGUGGCAAUGCAGAUGCGCCUCGCCGGGUCCAGAGACACCGCAGACACCCCGGGAUGGCAGCUCUGACAGAGAUCAGGAGGCUGCAGCGAUCCACCGACCUUUGUAUCCCUUUCAGGCCCUUCUUACGCCUCGUCCGCGAGGUGAUGGAGAAGGACAUUUCCCCUGUUCAGGCCGUGAGGUUCCAGAUGACGUCCGUGCGUGCUUUGAUGGAGGCUGCGGAGGCUUACCUGGUCGCCAACUUCGAGAACACAAACGAAGUGGCGAUCCACUCGAAGAGGGUGACCAUCCAAGUGAGGGAUAUGAGACUGGUGGAUAGGUUAACGAAGCCUCACUGGGUGGAGAAAUAUCAGGGGAUAUUGGACGAGAGGGCGAGGUCUGAGGACAGGCAGCGACGGAUGGACGCCAGACAGGCUGAGAGGGAAGACCGGGGAGCAGGCACGAAGAAGAGAAAGGCAUCGGCACCGAAUCGUAGGGGGGGUGGCGCAAGAAAGAAGGCUGCAUGAGAGACGGUGUGUGUGUGCUUUCGGAACGCUUGUCUUGUCUCUGUCUGUCAUGCUUACUCUUCGUGGUGUGAGGCGGGUUGAUUAGGUGCACAGAGAAAGAGAGAGAGAGAGAGAGAGAGAGAGAGAGAGAGAGAGAGAGAGAGAGAGAGAGAGAGAGAGAGAGAUGAGUUUUCGAACGUUGAAUAUCCUUUCUUUCAUCCACCUAUAGGUUUGCUUAUCAAUACAUUGCUAGCUUGCUAGGCUCUGAUGUGAAGCCCUUGGAGACGUCGUGAAUCAUGGAUAUCUGAAGGAGAGAAAAAGAACGACCUUGCUGCAUGGGUUUAGGUUCGAUGGUGUAGACUUUAAGAAGUAUUUCAAACAAAAUACAGUUGAACGU